AUGGCCAACCUCGAAAGAAAAGGGAAGGAAUUUGCUGGCCAGGCCGUUUCCCGUCUCGACCAAGUCGCACUCGGAGACAGGAAGAAUCAACCAAGACCCAAGAUGAAGAAAAAUGAUGACGAUAUUGUCGAGGAUAUCGUCAGGGCUGCCGCAGCAGGCGUGGGCCUCGUGUCUGAGGCUAUCAAGUAUCGAAAAGAGAAGAAAGCCUUGCAGGAGCGCAACCCAAUGCCAGAUGCCGGUCACGAGCAGCCUUUCCCUGAGCCGCAUUCGCAGCAGGGGGCACAGGAUGGUAACGCUGAGUGUCUGGCACCACAGCUCCCUGAGAAUAUCAAGGAGCUGGACAAUCCUGGGAGAAAUAUCGACAAUGAUCAUGCAGAUUCUGAGCAACAACAGUCUCAGCCUGGGGGCCCCGUCCCAGCUGCAGCAGCUUCAAAUGAAGACCAAGAGACGGCUAAGGAUGCUGCAGGAGGCCAGAUCGAGAAGGACAAGAAAAAGAAGAAGAAGAAUGCCUUGCAACUGGCAGACGAAUUCGUUGCACGCUACCCAUUUUCUCCUUCCCUGGAUCCAGAUGCGCCCAGGCCGAAGCUGGCUCUGCCCGUCAUCCUUCCACAGAGACGACCCAAGAGCCGCUCAAGAGGCUUCGUGCGCGCCUAUGCGCCCGUGCUCGCUGAUAUUGGCAUCGAGCAGGACUGCUUCCUCGACUGUAUCGACGCGCUCAACCUCUCCAUGGUCCCAAACGAGUGGUUACAGGCUGUCAACCUAGCUGGGUUCGCCGAUGUUAUCCUAAUGGAGCCGCUGCUCAUGCUGGCAGGCAUCGCAUUGCAACUCGCUACGGAUGCUGCCAUUGAGGCGCAGAGCCGCUACCGAUCCAACAAGUUCCUCGACCGCGUCAACGCAGGCUUCUUUGCGCCCCGGGGUCUCGUGGCGUUUGUGGCGACGUGGAGGCAUGACUCGACUGAUCAGGUUGUCAGCAUGGACUUUGAGGGGAAAACAGCUCCGCCAGACAAGCAGCCGCCCAAGGCGACAAGCUUUGUGGACAAGCUCAAGGAGUUGGAGCGGGUGACAUCCAGCAAGGAUAUCCAACGGCGCCUGAUGAGGCAGGUUGAGGGCCAGAUUCGCCCUCACAACGGUCCCAUCGGAGUUCUUCAACCUGCAUCUCUCGUCUUUCCGGUCCAAGAGUCGUCUUCCAAACAUGUCGAGGGGGGUAAAAAUGAUGACAAGAAGAAGGCAAGGGGCAUUUCCCGCGCGGGAAACUGGCUAGAUGAGCACAUGGAUCGUCAUUCCCAAGCUAAGUGGCGCGAGGAGAACCCCGGGCUUCCCAUGGCCCAGAUGCUCCCAGCACCACAGUUUCGCUCCCGCUAUGCAGAUCCCAACCAUGCUGCGGCGAGUGGUAACUUGAUCGAUCUUGUGACUGGUGGCAGGUGGGCAGUCGGCAAGGAGCCGAGGAUGACCAAGGAAGAGGAGAAUGAAGCGACGGGACAACAAUGUGACAGCUCCACGCGCAAAGAGAGGGAGGGAAAGGAGAGGGAGAAGAGGGAGCGAGACAGUGCGGGCUGGAUGAGUCUGAUCAAGAUGGUUCAACGACAUGCCCAGCAGCAGAUCGUCUUCUCGCACCUCUCCCCGCCCUCGCUCGCUCGUCGCACCCUUGAUCUGGCCUAUCUAGAGCUCAACACGCCGCCCAAUAUGGCGCCGUUGCCAGAGCCAGACGACGCGCGCGACGCAGUCGACAGCUCCUCCGAUUACUCGUCCGUCUCGGAAGACUCUCUGCCGCCCAUUCACGCGUACGGCCACACGUACCAUGGGUCGGCGCGGCUCUACAUCCCCCACGACGCGGAAGAAGACCGACGCCUGUGCAUACAGCACGAGCUCUACCACCUCGUCCUCAACGGACGACUACACGACGCCCGGCUACCGAUCGAAGACCCUACAUUUGGCCGAUCAGGCGACGACGACGACGAAGACGAACAGACGCCAAAAUAUCACAUCCUCGACGUCGGUUCUGGCAAUGGCCUUUGGGCAGUCGAAGCCGCACGGAGGUACCCAAAGGCCGACGUUCUGGGCAUUGAUCUCACGUCGGCCCUGCUGCCGAAAGAUGUGCCUCCGAAUCUGACCUUUGAGAUUGCCGACGUGGCAGACCCUUGGCCCCCGACGCUCUACGACUUUAUCCACAUCCGCAACCUGGUCGGCGGCGGCAUCCGGGACUGGGAGAGACUGGUGGAGCAGGCGCUCCAGCACUUGAAACCAGGUGGCAUCUUGGAAUUCACAGAGCUGCGCCCACGAUUCUACGACGUCGUCCCCGCACUUGCUGAUCUUCCCGAGGGGCAGAAGCCCGAGGUUGGAGUGGCGUGCCUUGAGUACCACAAGAUAUUCCACGCGGCCUGCCAGGCCGAAAAUCUCGACUUUGACCCGGUACCGCGCGUGGAAGAGUAUCUACAGGCGUCAGACGCCGAGAUGGUCCGUGAGCGUGUCGAUUGGCUGCCCGUCAGCGGCUGGGGGGCCGACCCGGUGAUGCGGAGGAAGGGCGAGUUGCUGAACGAGCUGAUCGAGGUCGGCCUGGACACGUGGUCGAUGCUGCUUCUUGGGAAAAACGGCAUGAGCGAAGAGGAGAUCCGGGCUCUGCUGCGGAGGAUCCUAAAAGAGACGCAGGAUCCGAGAUUGAGGAGCUGCUUUAAUCUGACAUUCAUCACGGCGAGGAAACCCUUGGACGAUGCGGCGGUGGACGACGACUAA
Messenger RNA from Emericellopsis cladophorae, 2730 nucleotides. RefSeq names its product Malonyl-[acyl-carrier protein] O-methyltransferase-like protein. The coding region runs from base 1 to 2730 and encodes 909 amino acids. The record is from RefSeq and is a predicted model, not a curated record. Lineage: Eukaryota; Fungi; Ascomycota; Sordariomycetes; Hypocreales; Bionectriaceae. The transcript is spliced from 3 exons.